GACUAAUCUCUUUUAUUUACACGAUCUGUCGUAUGACUUCGCGCUCGAUCGAUCGGUCGAGACUUUCUCUACGAAAUUCUGAAGUAAUGGUCAUUUUACAUCCGUCAGUCACACAUAACCACAAGCCUUAGUAAAAUGGAAACAACACCUUGUGGAAGUAGAAUUAGGUGAAGGGUGGUUUAAAACACGAGGGAGGAGAUCGAUUUUUCUUGGCACAUCACGGUAACUCCGAAAGUCCGAGGAUCAUCAUGAGCGGCGAGUGUGUUGAGGAUGUCAUCAGCGGGGUUGUCGGCCCGGGCGACGGUGGGGCUGCCGCGGUGGUCGCGCCCCGAGUGGAUCGCGCCGGUGACACGUUCCUGAAAAAUGUCAACCCGAACAGCUUUGCUUUUAAAUAUUUCUUGUCGGCCUGUGCAGCUACAGUUGCAGAAACAGUAACUUACCCAUUGGACCUGACAAAGACCAGAUUGCAGCUGCAGGGAGAGCAUGCAGCAGCAAGGCAUUAUGGGGCCACGGCGGAAGCCGUUCCGUACAGGGGGAUGGUCAGGACAGCCAUGGGUGUCGUGCAAGAAGAAGGUCUGUUAAAGCUGUGGCAAGGAGUAACUCCAGCGAUAUACAGACAUAUCGUGUAUACGGGGUGCAGGAUGGGUGCCUAUGAAUACAUCAGGGAAAAUGUGCUCCACAGAAACGCAGAUGGAAACUUUGCAGUUUGGAAAGCUGCAUUGGCUGGGAUGCUUGCUGGGGUCAUAGGUCAAUUCAUCGCCAGCCCUACUGACCUGGUCAAAGUUCAGAUGCAGAUGGAAGGACGGAGGGUACUGGAGGGCAAACCCCCUAGAGUGAAGAGUGCCUUUCGUGCAUUUUCCAACAUUCUGAGGGAAGGUGGGGUUCCUGGGCUCUGGAAAGGCUGGGCCCCAAACGUCCAGAGAGCAGCACUAGUCAACAUGGGAGAUUUGGCCACGUAUGACUUAUCCAAACAUUUCCUACUCAGGCACACCAAACUCACCGACAACUGGCUCACGCACAGCCUAGCGAGUUGCUGCUCCGGUCUGGUUGCAGCCUCUCUGAGCACCCCGGCCGAUGUGAUCAAGACGCGGGUCAUGAACCAGCCUACGGACCCCAGUGGGCGGGGCCUGCUGUACAGGUCUUCCAUAGACUGCCUGCUCAAGUGUGUGCACAACGAGGGCUUCUGGACGUUGUAUAAGGGAUUCUUCCCUAUCUGGGCGAGGAUGGCGCCCUGGUCUCUGACGUUCUGGGUCUCCUACGAGGAAGUGAGGCGACUGACAGGAGUUACUUCCUUUUGAUUGUUGAGCAAAACAAAAUUCCCAACAAAUUUUUCUGACUGGUUUCAUGGCAGUAUUCAGGGCCGUGUUUUAUAAGCUGGUGCCUUAAUACCCGUUAUGGCAUGACAUUAUGCAGCUGGAUGUGCGAACUACCAACCGUGAGGCCAGUCCCGAUGACAAGCGUGAAUCAGUGAUAUCAGUUAUUGUGUGGCAUUGUGUAAGAAGCCGUCCUCAGUUCGGUCAGCGACUGACUUUUCAGGUUCAAUCUGCACCUGAGCUAUGGUCGUCGGGAGACAUAUCAGUUGCCGAUUUUUUGCAACCCGAGUGUAACUGUGACGAUCGGCAUCAGUCGGCGCUAAACAAAACAGUCAACAGUCGCAAGAGUAGAAAAAGUUCAACUUCUGCGCCUUGACGGAAGUUACGAACGCCGCGUGAAGUUACGAACGUCGUGCGCGCACCCGAAUCAUCUUAUUUCAUUGUGUAGCCAAUCAGCAUGCCGCAAAAAUGGUCGAAUGAACAGAUGUGGCCAUGGAAGAUCGCUUGAUUGUUAUCAACAUUUUAAGCAUUUUGAAAAAGUCACAUGAUCGCUAAUGUAUUAACCCAAGUUGGAAACUUGAGGUUUUUUUUUUCAACCAGGGGUAAGUUCGAUCAAGGACGAAUGGUUAACUAUAGUGGUUGGUUCAUGACGUACAUAGCACUGAAGUUGAAGUGCGAAUGACUCUAGUCGAACUAUUGUCACGUCAACGACCGUGAGAAAAUGGCGGUCGCACAUUGGCUAAAGAAUUUUUUCAACAUUUGAGGUUCUGCUAAUUUACACAAAUAACAGUGAUUGUGUAUAAUGGGACACCUUACACAAGCGUGACAAAGUGACAGAAUUUUAAACUAACAUGGACAAACAAUGCAAUGAAAAUGAAAUUUUAACACUCACAGUUUUCGUUUUGCCGCCAUUUGAUAGUUGGUCCCCUCUGCACUAUGUUGCCAACAUCCAGCUCUAAGUUGUGGUGCGACCAGCCGCAGUAAGCUUGUCCUGAAUAGUCGACUAGCAUGCGUUCGGUCAGAGUUAGUCGAACUAUGAUUAACUAAGGUCCUUGAUCAAACUUACCCCAGUCUAAUGCAGUAAUCUGAACCAGAUUGAUGAUUGUAAGAGUGUUUAAAAGUGUGACCUGUGACUGCAACCAUGCCUAGUUGUAGUAUCUGCUGCCCUCUAGUGGUGAAAUACAAUCCCAUUGCAGCUGAGAUAUGACCCCGGUAGCCUUUGUUUGUGUCAUAACCUUCGGAAACGCCUUCCAGCAGCUGAGUUAGUUCAAAAUUUCUGUCCAUGUUGAGGAAAAAAAAUAUGAUGUUUGGAGGACAAAAUUUCCAGCUGUCGGCACCCAAACAUUUGCCUCACAAUUCAGAAUCCGUCCUUUUCUGUGUGUGUAGUACCAUAUAUAAAAAAAAAAUUAUGGACAAGUUUUUUUUUCAGCAGGUAAAAGCUCGUUGUCUCCUGUUAAAUUGCAUCUACUCGAACCACAAAGAACCGUGUAUCAACAUUUUCACUGCCAAUUUUGUGUUGAGUUUUUUUCUCCUCUUUUAUUUGAAAGUGCCCCAGUUGCACAACACAUAGCUGGACCCCUAGGUGGUUCGGCUUUGCCUCCGACUUCUAAAUCAAUGAGAGGCAAACUAAACAAAAACAUUCCAACUUUUGGCUUCAUGUCAACUGAUUGAAUGUUCCUGGAGCAUAACAGGCACGAAAAUGUAGCUGAAGUUCCAGAAGUUGGGGGCCUAAAAUCACCCUAAGACGAAGCCAAAGCUAGUCGUUUCGAAAAUGCUGCUAGUUACAUAUGGGUCAUAGGAUUUGGGGUCCCAAGUGACUCUGUCCCAAUUACUUCUGAACUUCGUAAUUUGCCACUCAAGUAUCAUUAAGAGUGACUUCAAACGAUUGUUUAUUUGUUGGGUAUCAAGACAGUUAACUAUUCAUAAUCACUCUUGGAGGACGACUGCAUUAAAGAGUGCAUCAGAAUUAUACAAUCGUAGAUGCCAGAUGCAAAAAGGACAGGAAAAUCUUGGACCCCAGAUUUAUAAAAUGACCUAUAUCUCAAUUUCAUUCCCCGGUUGAAGUGAUGUUAAAUACGCUGUCUCUAUUCGAAAAAUAAUUUCAAAUUUUGGACACUGUACAGCAGAAUAUUUGUAAAAUAAACUGUGAAUUUUAUACAUGA
Molecule: messenger RNA, 3475 nt
Organism: Patiria miniata (bat star)
Lineage: Eukaryota; Metazoa; Echinodermata; Asteroidea; Valvatida; Asterinidae
Gene: slc25a27
Product: mitochondrial uncoupling protein 4-like
Exons: 9
Coding region: 249-1298 (349 amino acids)
Biological process (GO): response to cold; mitochondrial transport
Cellular component (GO): mitochondrial membrane
Source: RefSeq, a predicted model, not a curated record